Messenger RNA from Pan troglodytes (chimpanzee), 1950 nucleotides. RefSeq names its product lactamase beta like 1 (gene LACTBL1). The record is from RefSeq and is a predicted model, not a curated record. The transcript has 8 exons. Bases 211 to 1950 code for a protein of 579 amino acids. Lineage: Eukaryota; Metazoa; Chordata; Mammalia; Primates; Hominidae.
AUUCCUGUCCUCUGGAACACAGGGGACUCCCAGAGGCACUGUCAGCCAAACUGGGGCCCUAACUGCCCUGUUCUUGCUGGAACCUUCUGAAGAGGCCCCUCAGGACCUCUUUUUGCCUUCACUCCUCUGACUCAGUUUCCUGCUUACGGGAUCUCCUGUGGUGUAGACCUGAAUCCUCAAAGAGCCAGAAUCUUCCAUGCCUUGGAGAGAAUGAAGACCCAGGAUGGCUGGUGGCCCAACUUGCUGAAAGUGAAGAAGAAGUGGCUCCUCCCCGCCAUCUGCAGCUUCUUCUGCCUGCUCUCAGUGGUCAUGACUGGCUGCUUCCUGUGGCAGUAUCACCUCCCCAAGCUGAAGACCGGUUCCCUGGGACCAGAGGAGACCUCUGCCCCUGUGAGGAUGUGUCCCCGGCACCCUGAGCCCGUGCCCCUGGCUCACCCACUCCCCGUGUUGAAGGAGGCCCUGGAAAAGGUGGACCAGAUCCUGCGCCAGGCAAUGUCUACCCCAGGCGUGGCUGCCAUGUCUGCAGUUGUCAUCUACAAUGACACUGUGCUCUGGACAGGGAACUUUGGGAAGAAGAAUGGCUCAGACCCGGCUUCUGGGGCCCCCAAUGAGUACACCAUGUACAGGAUCUCCAGCAUCUCCAAGAUCUUUCCUGUCCUCAUGCUGUACCGUCUGUGGGAGGAGGGCAUCGUGGCCUCCCUAGAUGACCCUCUGGAGCGGUAUGCCAGCACCUUCACCAUUAACAACCCGCUGGGCCUGGCAUCAGCCGAACAGCAGGGCCUGAUGGACGGGCUGGAGCAGGUGGGCCCCGCCCCAAGGCCUUCACCUGUCACCCUUCGAAGGAUGGCCAGCCAACUCUCAGGGCUGCCCAGAAGGCUGCGCUCCACUUCACUGCUGUGGAAGGGCAGCACCCAGGAGGCCCUGAACCUGCUCAAGGAUGAUGUGCUGGUGGUGGACCCGGGAACCAGAUGCCAUUACAGCACGCUGGCCUUCUCGCUCCUGGCCCACGUCCUGGCAGCUCACACCGCCCAGGGCGACUACCAGCGCUGGGUCUCGGAGAACGUGCUGGAGCCGCUGGGGAUGGCAGACACGGGCUUUGACCUCACGCCCGACGUGCGCGCGUGCCUGGCAGCGGGCUUCUACGGCAGCGGGCGGCCGGCGCCCCUCUAUGACCUGGGCUGGUACCGGCCGUCGGGCCAGAUGUACUCUACCGCCGCCGACCUGGCCAAGCUGGCCGUGGCGCUCCUGGGCGGCGGACCCCGGCGGCUCCUGCGGCCCGACGCGGCCAAGACGCUGCUGGCGCCGCUGCUGGCCUGCCCGGGCGCCUACUUCGCCAACGAGACGGGCACGCCGUGGGAGUUCCACGCGCAGCGGGGCUACCGCGUGGUGCGCAAGGACGGCGACCUGGACGGCUACGCCGCCACCUUCUCGCUGGUGCCCCCGCUGCGUCUGGGCCUAGUGCUGCUUCUGGCAGGGCCACGGCCGCCCGGGCCCGACCUGGUGGCGCGGGCCUACGAUGAGCUCCUGCCCGCCCUGGAGCGCGCCCUCCGGGAGGCCGAGCCCGGCCCGGCUCCGCCGCCCAGCGCGCGCCCCUUCGCCGGCCACUUCACCUUCGCCAACCUGACCUUCUACGAGGUGUGCGCCGGGCCCGCGGGAGAGCUGCGCCUGCGCCAGUUCGGGCCGCGCGUGGAGGCGCUGGUGCCUCCAGCGUUCCGCACCCUGGCGCUGCGCCAUCUGCACGGCCGCGUCUUCCAGCUGCACGUGGCCCGCGAGUUCCCCUGCGCACUGCCACUCGGCGACGCGUGGCUCUCGCUCGAGGCCCAGCACGGGCAGCUGGUCAACUUCUACCCCUUGGAUCACCACGGGCUGUCACCCGGCUUCGACGUGCCCGGCCUCAACACGUACAGAGUGCUGCGGCUGCAGGGCAAGCCGGUGUUCAAGACCCAGUGA